This is a messenger RNA of Oncorhynchus kisutch (coho salmon), 2112 nucleotides long. Its product is annotated as potassium voltage-gated channel subfamily KQT member 3. The transcript has 13 exons. Gene Ontology annotation, biological process: potassium ion transmembrane transport. Gene Ontology annotation, cellular component: voltage-gated potassium channel complex; membrane. The record is from RefSeq and is a predicted model, not a curated record. Gene Ontology annotation, molecular function: voltage-gated potassium channel activity. Bases 1 to 2112 code for a protein of 703 amino acids. Lineage: Eukaryota; Metazoa; Chordata; Actinopteri; Salmoniformes; Salmonidae.
AUGCACAACAUUUUUGUGCUGAUUGCCUCGGUUCCGGUGGUUGCUGUACGUAACCAAGGCAAUGUGCUUGCCACGUCCCUGCGCAGUCUGCGCUUCCUGCAGAUUCUGCGCAUGCUCCGCAUGGACCGCCGUGGAGGCACCUGGAAACUACUGGGCUCCGCCAUCUAUGCACACAGUAAGGAGCUGAUCACCGCUUGGUACAUUGGCUUCCUGUCCCUCAUUCUGGCCUCCUUCCUGGUGUACCUGGUGGAGAAGGAUGAUGUCACCAUGGAGGUGUCGGAUACUGAUAGCCCCACCAUUAAGCCCGAACCCCAGGACUUUGACACGUAUGCCGACGCUCUGUGGUGGGGCCUGAUCACAUUGACCACCAUUGGUUAUGGGGACAAAACCCCAAAGACGUGGGCUGGGAGACUGUUAGCUGGCACUUUUGCUCUCAUUGGAGUGUCCUUCUUCGCUUUACCUGCAGGCAUCUUGGGCUCAGGCUUAGCUUUGAAGGUCCAGGAGCAGCACAGACAGAAGCACUUUGAGAAGCGUAGGCAUCCAGCUGCUGGGCUUAUUCAGUCUGCCUGGCGAUACUAUGCCACCAAUCCAAUCAGAGAGGACCUCAUUUCUACAUGGAGAUUCUAUGAAACGGUCAUCUCAUUACCCUGUUUCAGGCAAGAUAAUUUGGAGGGCAUAGCAAGUCAAAAGCUGAGUUUGCUGGAGCGUUGUCGCAUGCCUAAUUCGCGACAGUCGACAGUAGUGAGGGGCAGGGUGCUGAUGCCGGGGAACCCGGACAUUGAAGAGAGUCCUUCCAAGGAAACCAAACCCGGCGGCUUCAGUAACCGGGAGCGGUUUCGCACAGCCUUCCGGAUGAAGGCCUACACCAUGCGUCAGAGCUCUGAUGAUGCUGGAGCCCUGCAGGACCCUGAGGAGAGGGGCUUUCCUGCAGACAUCCUCCUGGAGGAGAUGAUCCCCACGCUAAAGCUGGUCAUCAGGGCAGUCAGGAUCAUGAAGUUCCUCUUGAACAAGAAGAAGUUUAAGGAGACAUUGAGACCUUAUGAUGUCAAGGAUGUGAUCGAGCAGUACUCUGCCGGCCACCUAGACAUGCUCUGUAGAAUCAAAUACCUCCAGACAAGAAUAGACAUGAUCCUCGCCCCUGGUGCCCCUCUGACCCCGAAACAUAAGAAGAGUCAAAACAAACAGAACCCAUUUGCCUUUCCAACUCAACAGUCACCAAGGCAUGAGUCCUAUCUAGCCAAAGCAUCCAUUCCAGAUGCUGACCAAGACCAAAGCAUGAUGGGUAGAUUUGUCAGAGUGGAGAGACAGGUGGAGGACAUGGAGAAGAAGCUGGACUUUCUGGUGGACAUGCACAUCCAGCACACUGAGCACCUUCAGGUGGACUCGGCCGGUGCCGCCCACAUGACCACGGAGCCCCUUGACCAUGUGACAGGCAACACAGGCUCUGACAGCAAGGAGGGCUGUGGCUACACUGAGAUCCGCCAGGUCUUCUUCAACUACACCGAGACAUGCCCCCAAAUGUCCUACCAGGUGCCUGUGAGCAAAGUGACGCCUUACUACAGCUGCCGCAGGGAGCCCAGUGCUGCAGCUGGAGGGGCGGAAGGAGUUGGGGGACUGGGGCUGCCUGGGGGUGGCUACAUCCCCCCUGACCAUCAAGUCCCACCUGGCCACCACCUAGCCCCGAUCCCUACCUUCACAGAGCGGCCCAACGUACUCCCCAUCAGCUCACUCCUGGACACCCAGGUGGCUGGACGGGAUGGAGGGCAUGGGCCACAAAGUCCCUACACGGAGCACCUCACGCUGGGGCUGGGCAGGACCAUGGGGCAGAGAGCGGUGACGGACACUUCGCCGCUAUCCAUGCUUUCUGUGAACCACGAGGAGCUGGAGCGCUCACCCAGCGGGUUCAGUAUAUCGGGGGAGCGCGAGGAUAGGGAGGACCCCACGCUGGGGACAGCAGGGGGGUCGGGAAGGUUGCGGGACAGCCGUUACCUGGCAGAGGGGGAGACAGACACCGACACGGAACCCUUCACGCCCAGCGGGGGUGGGGGGCAACUCCCCAUGUCAUCCACAGGAGAGGGCUUCCCUGAUUCUGUAUGGAACACACCGCCCUGA